AUGACCAAGCGACACAAGCCGACGUACAAGCGACACCCCGCCACGGGCUGGGUGUUUCCCCGAGACGGUUUCGACUGGGAAGACUUCGAGGUAGCUUGCCGAUAUCCGCUGUCCCCAAAGGACAUCGUGCUGAUGACCUACCCCAAGUCCGGAACGACCUGGGUGCAGCACAUGCUGUACCUUCUGGUAAGGGACAUGGUCCCCGUACCGGAAGGACGUCGACUGGACAGCUUCGUACCUUACCUGGAGAAAGGAGGACUGGACUUGCUGCGGGGACUGGACCUGUGUCCCCAGCCCAUCAAGACUCACCUGUCUUUCACGGUGAUGCCGUGGAGCGAAAAGCCGCGCUACGUCCUGGUGCUCCGCAACCCGAAGGACGUGUGCGUGUCCCUGUACCAUCACGUGCGGGGGUUCUCUCGGUAUUAUCAUUUUGACGACGGGUGCUUCGAUGACUUCUUCGAGGAGUUUAUGGAGGGCAACGUGGACUCUGGAAACUAUUUCGAUCACCUGCUGUCACUGUGGAGCCGCCGAGAAGAGUCCAACGUGCUGGUGCUCACCUAUGAGGAGCUCAGAGCAGACCCGUUGGCUGGUGUCCGACGUCUGGUGGAUCACGUCAGUUGCAGUUUUCCGGCGGACUGGCGUGAGCCCGACCUGAGGGAGCUGGUGGCGGCGAGCAGCUUCGCGGCCAUGAAGGCCCAGUCCCCGGACAAGUGGUCCAGCACACGGCCCGAGGGCGCUCCUGCCUUCAUCCGCAAGGGCCAGGUCGGGGACUGGAGGAACUACCUCACGCCGCAACAGAACGAACGGCUCGAGCGGAAGUUCCACCAGAGGCUCGCCGGCACGGGAGCAGAACACCUCUGGCCCACCGAAAUCGGACUGCCAUAAGGGCUGGAGCCAGCAUAUGGACCUGCGAAUAGGGCUGAAGUCAAAGUGACCAGGAUAAACGGUCGUAGUUACCAAUUGUAGCGUGAAAUGUUUUAAAGCAUGAAAUGCUUUUUAGCGGAACCUUCUUAGCGGGAAAAAUUACGUCACGUGAUUUCAUGGGACGUCGCGUUACAUGAUACUAUGACAUCAGGUCACGUAGCCACGUCACGUGAUUUCAAGCAACGGUACUAGCAACAUAUACUGGGGAGGGAUCAGUUUCAGAUAAAAAGGAGGCGCUCGUUUAACCGAAUUACACUCGUUACAUCUCAGCGCAACAGAGACAUUCUUUUUUCAAGAAAGCGGUAUAUUGAAAUCUGCUUUAAAAACCGGGAAAGAUAUCAUUGUACGUCCCGUUGAUUUCAGACAAACUGCGCGUCUAAUCAAUUUGAUGAAA
Ixodes scapularis (black-legged tick) is the source of this 1318-nucleotide messenger RNA. RefSeq names its product sulfotransferase 1C3-like. The record is from RefSeq and is a predicted model, not a curated record. Gene Ontology annotation, molecular function: sulfotransferase activity. The transcript has 2 exons. Lineage: Eukaryota; Metazoa; Arthropoda; Arachnida; Ixodida; Ixodidae. The coding region runs from base 1 to 885 and encodes 294 amino acids. Gene Ontology annotation, cellular component: cytoplasm. Gene Ontology annotation, biological process: sulfation.